AUGGCGCCUGCUGCAGGGUCUUGGGUUCCCUCCCUGUGGAGGCUGUGCAAUUUGCUCAUGACUGCCUUCUUCGCGCUUGCGGCCUUCGUGCAGGUAAAUGAUCCAGAUGCAGAGCUGUGGAUGAUGGUGUACACAAUUCCUGCUGGACUGACCCUGCUUGUUGGACUUUACCCCCAUGUCACAGGUAACUGUGUUUGGAAGAGCAUCGCAGCCAUGCUCAUUUUAUUUUGUACCGUGUGGGCUCUUGGCUUAGGAUAUUACCUCUUGCUUCAUGCGCACGAAAACAUCUUACACGAGGAAGAAGGCAGGGAGCUGCUUGGUCUGCUGAUUAUAGCUGCCUGGAUGAGCCUAUGCCAUAGUUCAUCAAGGAAUCCAGCUGGCGGAAGAAUUCAAUUGGCUGUUGCCAUUAUAAUUUCCCUUUUGCCAUUCCUCUCCUGGAUCUACAUCUAUAUCAACAAAGAGAUGCGGUCUUCCUGGCCAACUCACUGCAAGACAGUAAUUUAA
Molecule: messenger RNA, 504 nt
Organism: Chrysochloris asiatica (Cape golden mole)
Lineage: Eukaryota; Metazoa; Chordata; Mammalia; Afrosoricida; Chrysochloridae
Gene: TMEM220
Product: transmembrane protein 220
Exons: 6
Coding region: 1-504 (167 amino acids)
Source: RefSeq, a predicted model, not a curated record